AUUACCAUGUGCAUGUCGGGACAUGCCUAUCUUCUUCCGUGAGGCGUCCUAUGUUUACUGUGUCGUGAAAGCACUACGGCGGGAUUCACUGAUACAAAUCACAGAGUCACUUCCAGAAGCUGCUGCCAAGGCUCCAAGCUCUAAUUUGUUGUGCUGUUUAAUAUCAUCCGUUCUACUGCCGAUUCCACAGUGUAAGAUGUAGUCGUUCUCAGCGAUUGGUUAAACGGGCACUUGUUGUCAUGAGUCACACCGUGACAAGGCAAGGCAGCUUGCCUGACCUCCGCGAAACCUCAGACUUCGUGGUUGACCACGAUACCAAGGAGAUGUUAGAACUUCGAGACGAGAUGUUGAAUUUACAUGUUAAACCUGCGUACAACUCGCCGAGGAGCGCAUGGUCUGCUGGGUCAUCGAGGCAAGAACUAGAUAGGCUAAGAUUACAGACUCCCCAAACGCCACAGAUAAAACCACAGGAACCAGUAAUUAACGGGGAUAUCAAAAACACGCCGCACCCACCUCCUCAAAAUGGACUUAGAAUAACGGGGAAAAAUCUGCCUAUUCUGCCGUCAAAACAACCGCUAAAUGGUCCCAUGCACACGCGGGUGUUCGCAGUGCCGCCGAAACCGCCGUCAACGAUGAAAGAGGGAGCAAGACGUGUUACGCAGGUUUAAGGAGGAAACAUUUUUUUCAUCUGUUAUUCAAACUGUUUGUGGAUAUUCCAACAUAUGUGCGAAGUAUUAACAUUGUCAAAAUAAACUCGAAGGUGAAAUUGAUAUCCGCACAAAUGGCACAAAGUAACUGCUCGAAGAAAACAAUAUUUUUUAUCUCAUCAGUGAUUGGGCAACAACGUACACCAAUCACAGGUGUUUACAAGUCAUGUGACAAAUGUUAAAUGCGUUUUGUGCAACGAUACACAAUUAUAGACUGCAUAAGAGUAACAAAACAUUUACCUCAGAAAACGACGCUAAAAUGAAGCUUCGUCAUCAAUAUAUAUUACUUUACAUUUUAUUCCAGAGGGCGCUCUACUAAGACUUUUCGACAAUCAUGUACCCGUUCAUACCUGCCUGCAUGUAUGUCACCAUGUCACCCAAGAACUUGUAGGCUUUAAGUCUUUGCUUGACACGGGCUCGCUCUCCAUUUUUGCUGUCUUUGGUAUUUGACACUUCUCCAUUAUCUGAUUGGAUGACAGCUGCUCUCGUUUGACAGUCAUCUACGUCACGAUGACAGCCAGCUACGUCACGUUGAUUCGAGGAGCGUACUCGUGUCCUAUUCUAUCGUAGUAUUAUGUAACUAGACCGUUCUCCAAUGAGUCAUUAUUUGAUUCAAUGCUAUUUCUUAUAAGCGCCCUCAAGCGACUAAGAAAUUCUGUGACGUAAAUGAGUGACAUGCAAUCCGUUCAACGCCGUUCAAUGUCCUCAGUCAACACAAAACAAUGUUUUUGAAACAUUACAACAUAACCAAACACAGUCAUCUAGCGAGAACGACACACCGUCAUCCAUCAACACCAUUUUAACGUUAUAUACAUCAUCGUCUUAGGACGCGAUUGCUAGUAAAUCUGUGUUGGCACAUCAUAUAGUGAAAGUUUUGAUACUUCUCAUCCAAUCAGAUUUGGCGUUUUGCAAUACGGUAGAUAAUUUCAUAGUUAGUUUCUUUAGUAUCAGUGUAGUAUAUUAGAAACAUUUUUUUUUAUAUUUUCGUUGUCAAACUACUAAAUAUUCAGCAUGUGCGAAUACCUACGGGAUUCGAAUGUUGGCCCGCAAGCAUCACCGUCCAAGUAUUAUCCAAUCAAUGAAUUCAAUGAAUUAGUACGCAGUUCUAGUCACGUGCUGGUAUGUAAAUUAGUAUGGUCCAAAAAGUUGCAACUUUUCAUAUUUUUAUGUCCAUCGUUUUACACGUAUGCUUUAGGCAACUCAAAUCGAAGUUGUUGAUGUAUAUUAUCUAUUUGUCACAACUAAUUUCAAUAUUUGUCAAAUGCAACAACAAGAUAUAUUAAAGGGCGGUAGUCGUCGUGCCGCGUCCUGUUCGAAAUGGGACUCAUAGCGACGUAUACAACGCGUGUAAAAUACAUUGUUUAUUUACAUAAAAUGCGAACACGCGCUGCGCGACGACCACCGCGCGUUAAGAGCAAUAUAUUUUUAACAUUUUUAGAAAAAUUGAGAAAAUUCAUUUAAUGUAUUAAAUUGAAUUUGUUUGCCGUAAUUUACAGUAUUUUGAAUAGUUGACCAUAUAUGGAAAUUGUAUGCAAAUCUUGUUGGACCAUAUUUCUUAUUUGUAAUAUCAUACUAUUCCAUGUAGAUAAAACUAAGAACACGAUGGAAUACGAGCUGACGAUGAUUUUUACGAAAUUUAGUGCCUUUUUAAUAUUUAGCUCUUUUGGAAGUUAUGAAUAUUUGGUAGAGUGCUAGCUUCUUCGGUUUAUGUACGUUUUUGUACAGUAGUUUUAAUAGAAUGUAUUGGAGUUUAGUUAUAUCUAAUAAAAUAAAGCUGAUAUUUUGAGCAAAA
This is a messenger RNA of Saccoglossus kowalevskii, 2499 nucleotides long. RefSeq lists its product as uncharacterized. Lineage: Eukaryota; Metazoa; Hemichordata; Enteropneusta; Harrimaniidae. The record is from RefSeq and is a predicted model, not a curated record.